UCAACAUGAAGAUGAUGGUCCUGAGGUCACGUGGCCCGGCUUCAUGGCGGACCUCAACAUGAAGAUGAUGGUCCUGAGGUCACGUGGCCCGGCUUCAUGGCGGACCUCAACAUGAAGAUGAUGGUCCUGAGGUCACGUGGCCCGGCUUCAUGGCGGACCUCAACAUGAAGAUGAUGGUCCUGAGGUCACGUGGCCUGGCUUCAUGACGGCUUUUGAACAGACACUAAAUCCUUGCUGUAUCUGUUGGAGCCGGCCCAGAGGGAACCAGUACUUGAAGUCCUGUGUUCUGGUCGGCGUGAGGAUCAUCGAUGGGGUCCCUUGUCGUGGAGCUGUUUUCUGACCUGCAUGAUUCAAGCUGUUUGGUGGUCGUUUUUAUUUGUGUCUGUAAACUGUUUAACUGCACUAAAUAUUAAAGGUUCACAUUUCAUCGGUGCUUUAUUUUAACUCCGAAGCCAUUUAAACUGUAUGUAUGAUCCCUGGAACCGUUUCUAUUGUACUCAGAUCCCAGCUGACCGUGUGUAUAUUUAUUAUGAUUAUUGAUAUGAUGAUGGUUAUCCUUGUUGUCGUGUUGAAGGAAUACUAAAGGUUCCUCUGGAUCAGGGCUCCAACACCUCGACGUGAGGAAGGCCCUCGCUCUGGGCCCAGCUCCGUGUCGGGUUCUGAAGGGAACCGGAAGUAGACUGGUACCUACUAAAGCGGAGACGGCUAACUUGCGAGGAAGCGGCGAACUGCGCGACCAGAGAACCCGGACCCUGGCAUGGAGAUCGUCCAUGUCUACACGAAGCUCCGCCUCCAGUUUGGCCGUCAGUGUCUCUUCUCCGACCGCCCUGCAGAGCUGCUGGUUGACGUUCCUACAGACCAGAAUCUGGCUCCACAGUUUAUCCAGAAAACCCACCGAGACCAGGGCCUGCAGGCCUGCCGGGACAUGUCGGAGCACCAGUGUUCCUCUGGCUGCAGAGACCCGAACCAGGUGAAGCGGACCGUCACCGGUCUGUCGUGGCAUCCUGACGGCGGCAGGAAGCUGGCGGCCGCCUACUCUUGCCUCGAGUUCCAGAAAGCCUCCAAAGACAUGAACCUGGACUCCUACGUCUGGGACGUCGAGAACCCGAACAGACCGGAGAUGACUCUGAAGCCGGCGUCUCCGCUCGUCUGUCUGGAAUACAACCCCAAAGACUGCCACACGCUGGUGGGAGGCAGCUACAACGGACAGAUUGCGUACUGGGACACUCGGAAAGGCAGCCAGCCGGUGGAGACGUCCUCUGUGGAGCACAGUCACAGAGACCCGGUCUACAAGAUCAUCUGGCUGCAGUCCAAGACUGGGACAGACAUCUUCUCUGCAUCUACUGAUGGACAGGUUCUGUGGUGGGACGUCCGCAAGUUGACCGAGCCCACGUCGUGUCCACGUGUCUCUCAGCCCACUAAGUUCCUGGUGGGAACGGAACAGGGCGUGGUGGUGUCCUGCAACAGGAAGGCAAAGACUCCGGCAGAGAAGAUUGUCUGUACGUACGAUGGCCACCAGGGACCCGUCUACGCUCUGCAGAGGAACCCCUUCUUCCCCAAGAACUUCCUCACCGUGGGGGACUGGACCGCCCGCAUCUGGUCUGAGGACAUCAAGGACUCCCAUGUGUCUACGUUACCUCCUGUCAGAUAUCAGACGUCCUAUCUGAUGGACGCCUGCUGGAGUCCUGUCCGUCCCUCUGUCUUCUUCACUGUGAAGAUGGACGGCAUGUUGGACGUCUGGGACAUCUUGUUCAAGCAGAACGACCCCACGCUGAGUCUCAAGGUCUGUGACGAGGCCCUGUACAGCCUCCGGCUGCAGGACAACGGGCGGCUGCUGGCGUGCGGCUCUCAGCAGGGCGGAGUCUCGCUGCUGGAGGUCUGUCCCGGACUGUCCACCCUCCAGAAGAACGAGAAGAGCCUGCUGGCUGCGAUGUUUGAGCGAGAGACCAAGAGAGAAAAGAUCCUGGAGGCCCGGCAGAGAGAGAUCCGUCUCAAGGAGAGGAGCCGCUCCGAGCAAAGCCGGGACGAGGACGGGGGACGGGAUGACGGAGACCAGAGUCCACACCAGCUGAUAGCCAGAGCCGAGGACCACUUCUACGUCGUCACGGAGACGGAGAUGAAGAGGAGGAGGGAGAAGGUGGACCAGACAGCCGAAUCAGUGGGCCAGAGCCAGGGCCAAGGUCAAAGUCAGAGCCAGAGCCAGGGCCAAGGUCAGAGCCAGGGUCAGAGCCAGGACCAGGGCCAAGGUCAGAGCCAGGGUCAGAGCCAGGGUCAAAGUCAGAGCCAGGGUCAGAGCCAGGACCAGGGCCAAGGUCAAAGUCAGAGCCAGGGUCAGAGCCAGGACCAAGGUCAAAGUCAGAGCCAGAGCCAAGGUCAGGACCAGGGUCAGAGCCAGGGUCAGAGCCAGGACCAUUCUUCUGAGUACUGAUGGUCCCUGAAGGGUUUGUGUUCUGUUCUUUAAUCAAAAGGUUUGAAGCAGAAAGUUUUCACAUGUUUUAAAGUCUGAAACUAUUUAAAUAAUUAAUUUGAAUGUUUUAAUAAAUGAGAUGAAAUGUU
This is a messenger RNA of Pseudoliparis swirei, 2556 nucleotides long. Its product is annotated as dynein intermediate chain 3, ciliary-like. Lineage: Eukaryota; Metazoa; Chordata; Actinopteri; Perciformes; Liparidae. The record is from RefSeq and is a predicted model, not a curated record. Gene Ontology annotation, molecular function: dynein heavy chain binding; dynein light chain binding. Bases 758 to 2428 code for a protein of 556 amino acids. Gene Ontology annotation, cellular component: outer dynein arm. Gene Ontology annotation, biological process: cilium movement; outer dynein arm assembly. The transcript has 11 exons.